GUUUCGCCUAUGAUUUCGUUGCAUACAUUUUCAUAUAGCGUGAAAAUGACGAAAGAGUAGGGCGAACCGGGACCAGUCUUCAGCGCAUUCCUCGAACUUCAAGUUGUCUAAUCAUGAAUUUCCUAGUAAAGUCUAAUUUUAUGAAAAACAUUGCAGUGUAAUCAAUCGUUCCGAUGACGAUCAAUAAAUUAAUCAUUGACGAGUGAUAAGAUUAAUAAUUAUGAAUUGAUUUGGCGAACAUUUUAAUCAGUAGUGUCGUAAACUCCAAGGAUACGGCAGUGUUCUUGUGGUGUUUUUUUUAAAGAUAUCACCACAGUUUCUGUUGGUUCCCUGUAUUUAAUUAUGGAUCUUGUUAUAAUUUAGUUGCUUCAAAAUAAAUUCAGAAAAAGACUUACGCUAUGGGAAAUUCGAAAUCUAAAAAAGUUCAGAAGGAACCGGACAAGUUUUUCGAACGAGAAAGAUGGAAAGAGCAGAAGAGGGAGGAAAAGAAAAAGAAGAACGUCAAUCUCCAAAAGAGAGUUGCGGUGAAGGAUCCACCUUUAGCUCCUUCAGCCAUGUUAUCAGCACCUACCCUGGGAGGGCCGGUGCCUGCGCCAGCUCAUGUGCGGUCUUAUGAUGAUGAAGCCUUAGACCUCAUGCGGUACCAACUUAACAACGACAGUGACGCCUUUCUGUUGAACAACAUCCUGUUAUCCGUGCAGUUCUUCGAAAACUAUGAAAGGGAGGUACAUCAAAUUAAAAAUAAUCCCAUAAGCGAACGUCAACACACCAUGGACGAGUCAAUGGUACAACAUCACAAGCAUGUGUUUUUUGCGGAUAGAAUUCAAGAGUGUGUCCAAGAUCACAUAAUCUACCAGAGACGGCCUGAUAAGUCUGAACCCCUCAUAGCACCACGUCUCUUUAUAAUUUACGAUAAUGUAGAAGCCAGCGAGCCUGGUGAUACUUCUGACUACUGUGCAGUUCUCGAUGCACCAUUUUACAAACUUCGGAUAGAAGAUAGCAAGGAAUCAGGGUAUGUAAAAUUGAAGAAGUUAGAAAUUUUAGAAAGCACGCUUCCCAAAGAAAAUGAAGUCAUACCAACUUUUAACUGUGACGAUAGCGUAUAUACUGAUUCAGAAAAAGAAUCACAUGCAUCAGAUGAUCCACCAUAUUUAGACAAGGAAGACAUCUUAAGUAAAAAUCUGCAAAAUAGGAAUUCCCGUAAUUUCAGUUCGGAAAGAUUUGAUGAUACUGUUUUCGAAAGUGUAAAUAAUAAAUGCAAUGAUUUUCCCAGUAUCGAAACUUCAUCAUUUAAUGUACGUGAAGAAAAAGAAGUCAUCAUUGGUGUAGAUGGUAAAGAAAAUCUUAAUCAUGAUACAAAACCCAGAAAAUCAAUUUUAAAACAAGGAAGGCGCCACAGUGAAAUCCUAAAUAAACAGGUAGAUGGUACUCAAAAAAUCUUACAAACCAGUCACAUAUCGCUAGACAAUAUUACCGCUGAAGAUACAGAAACGUCAGGAUACCGAUCAAAUGCAAGCAGUCGUCAAACAGAAGCAAGUGAAACAGAAUCUGAUUAUGGUUAUGCAACUAUUACUGAAUCAACGACACCGAAGAAAGUAGAACUUAGCCUACAGACAAAUCAUACCACUACAUCUGGAGUUUUACCAGACGAAAGUUGGGUAACAGUGAACGUUCGAUCAGUUGACUGGAGUGAUGACGAGGACGACGACAUAAGUUCAAAAGUAUCACUAAAUAGAGAUCUAUACGAAAGUAAUCAUUAUCUAAGUUCUAUAACAUUUAUGAAUGACUUCGUAGAUAAUUUCAUACUACAUUUGGGAUCGGGAUUGGGAUUUCCUCAAGAUACCGUAAAGAAUUCUUUAACACAGGGAGCUAGUAUUUAUUGCAAUGCUUUAAAGAACGGUUCGCAUGCUAGUUAUGAAGUUUUUCCAGCCCUCAUAGCCGCUUGGCCAAACACCGCCAAUCAAUGGAUUAUAAGAGAAAGAAAAAUAAUACAAAAUCCGAGAACAAACUUUAGUUAUCAGUGGCCCACCAAAUAUAUGGUGAGCAAAGCCAUUGGCUUUGGUUGUCUAUUAGUACCAGUAGGGUUUAGACCAAAAAGGGGCAUUAACCCGGAUCAAAGGUUACAAUGGAAAGUUAUGUUUCCAGCAGCAGAACGCUAUUUAGAAAGUUGCUUGGCUCAUUCUCAUAUGCGCUGUUAUUUAUUUGCCUUAGCUUUACACAAAACUUUUAUGGAAAAUGAAACUUCUAAAAUAGGAAUCGAUGCUAGUCACAUCAAAAAUCAUUUGUUUUGGCAAUGUGAAGAUAACUAUGCUAGAUGGCCGGAAGAUCGAUUAGGCGAGUCGCUAAGGUUGUUUUUGAGAAGGUUUUAUAUUCAUUUCGGAAAGUCUCGGUUUCCAAAUUACUUUAUCGAAAGUUGCAAUGAAUUUAAAUGUAUUCCUAAGCCUCUGCUAUUAAAAUUACAAAGAAAAUUAGCAGACAUUCUAGAGACACCUGUUAUGCAUUUAUUAAAUGCUGUCAACAAAUUGAAAUAUACAAAAAGAGAUUUUUAUCCAAAAUUUAACGCUCUAAGACUAUAUGAAAUUUUAACUUGCAAAAAUCCAUGGCGAAUUUUAAACCCACAAAUACCUGUUGUAGUAUCUAACAAUAAUGAAAGUUCUGACAGUGAUGAUGAUGACCGAAUACAUAAUAUAUGGGACAAAGCAAAGGCUCAUGAUAAAAAUUAUCAAUGGAAGAAAGAAAAAUUGAAACAAUUGAAAGUAAGGCGAGCUAAUACAGCCAAUAAAAAGCAAAGAAAAUCUGGGAAAGUAGAAAUCGAAAUUAAUAAAAAUAUUAUAUUACCGGUGAAAAUGGAAAUAGAACGUCGGCGUUUGGUGCUAGAAUUUUUCAUACCACAUUUCAUAGCGAUGGCACGUUCGAGUGAAAAGUUCGACGCUUUAAGACAAGCAGUAAUUUAUUUGGAGCAGGCUCAAAGAUUGUGCUACCUUCUGCGAGAAGAACCCGCUGGAGAAGGCACUGCUAAUGAGUAUUUAGAUGUCAUUCGUGAUAAGUUAAAAGAUUGUCAACGUAAACUUGUGAAUCAGGGAGGUUACAAAUUACCACCGAGAGACAAAAGUAACAUAGAACGGAAUGUGCCGUCAAAUUUGAUCAAAAAACAUCGGCCAAAAUGUGAACACAUUAUAAAUCAGGAUUCUCCAUCAGAAGGCGGUAGUUUAACACAGUUCACAUUUGCAGAUAUCCAUGUGGAAAAUAAUUUUAUCCAGAUCAAUGGGACAGAGGAAUCGAAAUUGUAAAGCGAUCUCUUUGAAAAUUUUGUAAAUAUAUUGUAAAGUUUCUUUUGGUUAUUCGAGCAAUAAGUUUGAAUUUGAUACUCGUAUUGAAAAUAAUCGAA
This is a messenger RNA of Bicyclus anynana (squinting bush brown), 3388 nucleotides long. RefSeq lists its product as uncharacterized. The transcript is spliced from 4 exons. The record is from RefSeq and is a predicted model, not a curated record. Lineage: Eukaryota; Metazoa; Arthropoda; Insecta; Lepidoptera; Nymphalidae. Bases 399 to 3290 code for a protein of 963 amino acids.